Molecule: messenger RNA, 1533 nt
Organism: Brassica napus (rape)
Lineage: Eukaryota; Viridiplantae; Streptophyta; Magnoliopsida; Brassicales; Brassicaceae
Product: lipid phosphate phosphatase 1
Exons: 3
Coding region: 412-1395 (327 amino acids)
Biological process (GO): phospholipid metabolic process
Molecular function (GO): phosphatidate phosphatase activity
Source: RefSeq, a predicted model, not a curated record
GAAGUUUCCAACAAAUCAGGUUUGCGACAUUGAAAGACAAACGCGUCUUCUUCACCCAUUCCCUCUUCUUCUUCUGUAUAUUAUCCACAGUUUAUGUUUCUCUCUCGGUGGUUCAUAAUCAUAAAGAACAUUGCUUAAUUCUUCGUGGCGUCGUCUGUUUUACUCUUUGACUUCAGUCCACACUGCUUGCAAGAUUCGAUCUCUCUGCCUCAUUAUUCCGAUGGUCUUUGGAUCGUUCUUCUCUUCUCUCAAGUUCUGGGGAAAUUCUCAGGACAGCGAUGAAUCAUACAGACAGAACUGGCUGGAUCUGUUGUCGUGGUAAUAACAAAAUAAUAAUAUACUAAUCAGAAACUGCGCUUCACAAUCAAACUUCUAUGUUCUGAUUUGGUCAACGAUUAACGCAUAUUGAGAAUGAAUUGCAUUCCGUUACUACGCUCAUCCAAAUCAGAGACUUCAAACCCUAUAAACCUCCAAGAACAAGAGCCGCAGAGAGGGAGGAUGCAGGAGAUAGAUCUUGGUAUCCACACAAUAAGGAGCCAUGGAGUCGGCGUCGCCUCUAAACACAAACACGACUGGAUUAUACUCGUGAUCUUGGUGGCCAUCGAGAUCGGUUUGCAGCUCAUAUCUCCUUUCUACAGAUACGUUGGGAGAGACAUGAUGACUGAUCUUAAAUACCCUUUUAACGACAACACCGUUCCUGUCUGGUCAGUACCAAUCUACGCUGUGCUGCUCCCGAUCAUAGUGUUCGUCUGUUUCUACAUGAAGAGAACAUGCGUGUACGAUCUUCACCACAGCAUUCUCGGGCUGCUCUUCACCGUCUUGAUAACUGGUAUCAUCACUGACUCCAUCAAGCUCGCCACGGGACGCCCUCGUCCUAACUUCUACUGGCGUUGCUUCCCUGACGGGAAUGAGGUGUACAACGCGUUGGGUGGUGUGAUAUGCCAUGGUAAACCAGGAGAGGUUAAAGAAGGUCACAAAAGCUUCCCGAGUGGACACACGUCUUGGUCUUUCGCGGGACUUGGCUACCUCUCGCUUUACUUGUCUGGUAAAGUCAAGGCCUUCAACAGAGAAGGGCAUGUUGCUAAGCUCUGCCUUGUGUUCGCUCCUCUUCUCGCGGCUUGUCUCGUGGGGAUAUCGCGUGUGGAUGACUACUGGCAUCAUUGGCAAGACGUAUUUGCUGGAGCUCUUAUUGGUCUCUUUGUGGCUGCCUUUUGUUACCGUCAGUUUUAUCCUAAUCCUUACCAUGAAGAAGGGUGGGGUCCUUAUGCUUAUUUCAGAGCGGCGCAGGAGCGUGGACAAGCGCAGAAUGGAGAUGUGUUGAGGACAAUGUCUUUGCAGGUGGAACCAACUUCUCUUGAAAACAUGGAGUCUGGCACUUCAUCUGUUCGAAGAUGAUUAGUUCCUCUUCUUUCUUCAUUUGAUUAUUUGGUAUUUUUCAUUUUGGUCGUCGUGAGAGUGUGGAUGAGGUAGUUGCAUGUGUAUUUUUUAACCUUUAACUAGUACUCUUACAUUUGUAUGUAAAUCUAUUCUUCA